AUGGUUACAAUUACUGUAACACUUGGCCUUAGUUGCACGAUCGUCUCCUUUGGUUUCUUCUUACUUUGUCGAUAUCUCGUACGUCCGUUGACAAAUUAUCGCUUAUUUGCAAACAAAACAGAUAACGAAAAGAAUGUUCCUUCGCCGUCAUUUCACACUUGGCUGACCGAUCCAAACGAAAAACGAUGGCAACGAUUGAAUUUGUUAAUCAGUUGGCUACAUGCUCUUAUCACCGGUGUACUUGUUCUUUACAGUUUUCUCGUCUAUCCAGAUCUACGUAGUGAUUUCGUCGAACAUGUCAAUCUUGUCACAUAUGUCACUUGUUCUUUAUCUUUCGGCUAUUUUUGGUACGAUCUAUGUGAUGUGAUUUCCAAUCGAAAAGGAUCAGAUCUGUUCGAAAUUCUUCUCCAUCAUAUUGUGACACAAACAUCUUCAUUUCGAGAUCAUGGUCAAUGUUCUGCUAAUAGAACACGGAAAAUAAGUCAUGACAUAUUGUUUCCCUUUUGUCAUGGAAAGGCCCAUUGUCAAUGA
Molecule: messenger RNA, 531 nt
Organism: Adineta ricciae
Lineage: Eukaryota; Metazoa; Rotifera; Eurotatoria; Adinetida; Adinetidae
Source: the annotation of a GenBank genome assembly